Penicillium cataractarum is the source of this 915-nucleotide messenger RNA. RefSeq names its product SDR family NAD(P)-dependent oxidoreductase. The record is from RefSeq and is a predicted model, not a curated record. Lineage: Eukaryota; Fungi; Ascomycota; Eurotiomycetes; Eurotiales; Aspergillaceae. Gene Ontology annotation, molecular function: oxidoreductase activity. The transcript has 2 exons. The coding region runs from base 1 to 915 and encodes 304 amino acids.
AUGUCAAAUCUUCAAGCCUCGCAUCUUUUCUCCGUCCAGGACCGGGUCGUGGUCAUCACUGGCGGAGGCAGCGGUCUGGGCCGUAUCAUGGCCCGCGCCUUCGCCGCCAACAAUGCCUCGAAGAUCUUUAUCCUCGGUCGCCGGGAAGAUGCUCUCCGCGAGACAGCCGCUCAAGCAGCAGACGGAGUCAUCAUCCCGGUCAAAUGCGACAUCACAUCGAAGGAGUCCUUGGUGUCGGCAUACGGGACCGUUGCAGCACAGACAACCCACGUUGACAUCCUCUUCGCCAAUGGCGGUAUCCUGGGUCCGCUCAUGCGCUCGCCCCCUCCCAAGGCCGACGGCUCUCAGCCCUCUCUGUCCGAGCUCCGCGAACAUCUGUUCAAUAUCCCAAUGGAGGAGUUCACGCAGGUUUUAAACGUCAACGUAACCGGCUCCUACUACACCGCCCUAGCCUUUUUGCCUCUCCUCGAAGCUGCCAACAAGAGACGACCCGCGCCGCAGGUGGGUGUGCUUACCGCGCCCACCGCACAGAUCGUGAUCACCAGCUCUAUUGCGGGUUUCAACCGAAAAGUGCCGUUCAGCUAUGCAUACAAUGCAUCCAAGGCUGCUGCCACUCAUCUCGUCAAGAUGCUUGCUACUAACCUGACCUCGUAUAAUAUUCGCGUCAAUGGUAUUGCCCCGGGUCUGUAUGACUCGGAGAUGGCGAAUAAUGUCUUCACGGAGAAUGGUGCCCAGGGAGGUGGUAUUUCCGAGGGUUCGUUCCCGACCGAUAUGAUUCCUCUUACUCGCGGUGGUAGCGAGGAGGAUCUCGCUGGUUUGGUCCUUUGGCUGGCGAGCAACUCGGGCGGUUACGUGAACGGUACUAUGAUGGUUACUGAUGGUGGUCGGGUCAGUGCGAUUCCGGCUACUUAUUAA